Molecule: messenger RNA, 2742 nt
Organism: Striga hermonthica
Lineage: Eukaryota; Viridiplantae; Streptophyta; Magnoliopsida; Lamiales; Orobanchaceae
Source: the annotation of a GenBank genome assembly
AUGAGCCGCCGCCUCCUGAGCCGACUCUCCAUAGACAAAGCCCUCCUCCACCUCCCCUCGCUCGCCAAAUUCUCUCUCUUCCUCCUCUCCCUCCUCCGCCGCCUCCUCUCCAAGUCCCUCCGUUUCAUGGACUCUCUCCUCUUUUCCAACGACGACGACGACGACGUAGUUCUCUCCACCUUCGACCACUCAUUCCUCCCCCCUUCCUUCUCCGACCCCGGCGAGUCCCUCUUCCUCGUCCCCUUCAGGUGGUGGAAGGAUGCCAUCUGCGGCGGUGGCGGUCCCGACGGCGCGGAUGGAUUAGGCGGCGUUUUGUACAAUGCGAUGGUGCAAUUGACCGGUGGUGGGGUGGGGGAUGGCUGGGCGGGAGAUUUUAUUGCGGGUUUUAGGGAUUCUGAGAUUUUGGUGGGUAUGAGGAGGGAAGGGGAGGCUGAGGCUAGUGGGGAAGAAGGGGUUUCUGGCGAAAGUGGGGAUUUGGCGUUGGUGUCUGAGUGGAUGUUCUUCACUGCUCUUAAAUGGCAUUUUGAUAGGGGGAAUGUGGAAAGUUCAUAUCCUGGAGGCGAUAGUGCACACGAUUUAUUCUCUUUGAAGAUUAGACUUUUAUUUAUGAGUGACGAAAGACAUUUGGUCAUUAAGAUUAGCGAAAAGGACAAUGAAGUUGGAGUUUUUAACAAAGCACGCAGCAUAUUUUGUUCGAAAUCUAGCUCGUUGUAUAUCUGGGACUUCUCAGGUCAGACAAACCAGUUAUUUGGUAUUGACACCAUGGAUUCAGAUCAACCAAAUGAGGAGGUUAGGUUAGAUUUAAAAGUCUAUGGCUUGCCCUCUACCACCAAUGACGACGAGAGGCGAAAUGGGUAUAUGCUAAUGGAGGAGUCUAUGAUUGGAAGUCCUUCGACCAGUUCGCCACAUAGGAUGAAUGGCUGUGUGGAUAAAGUGAAUAUGUUUUCCAGGCUUACGCCAGAAGUUGGUAGUGGCCCUUAUUGCACUGGUUCUUUGGGUUUGACUGGAUUGUAUAAUCUUGGAAAUACUUGUUUUAUGAACAGUGCUAUCCAGUGCUUGGUGCAUACUCCAAAGCUUGUUGAUUAUUUUCUAGCAAACUACCGGAGAGAUCUGAAUUGUGAAAAUCCACUGGGCAUGAAUGGAAAGCUUGCUAUAGCAUUCGGAGACUUACUAAGAAAGUUGUGGUCCCCUGGGGCCACACCUGUAGCUCCUAGGAUGUUCAAAUCUACUAUUGCUAGUUUUGCUCCCCAAUUUAGUGGGUACAACCAGCAUGAUUCCCAAGAAUUUCUUUCUUUUUUAUUGGAUGGACUCCAUGAAGAUCUCAACCAUGUGAAAACAAAACCUUACGUACAAGCGAAAGACGAAGAUGGUCGUCCUGAUGAUGAAGUAGCAGAUGAAUACUGGAAUAACCAUUUAUCUCGCAAUGAUUCAAUCAUUGUCGACCUAUGUCAAGGACAAUAUAGAUCAACGCUGGUUUGUCCCGUCUGCAAAAAGUUGUCCAUUACAUUUGAUCCAUUUAUGUACCUGUCGUUGCCUCUUCCUUGUUCAAAAUUGCGAACGAUGACUCUGACAGUCUUAAGCUCUGACGGGACUACAAUGCCACAUCCAGUUACAAUAAGAGUCCCAGAUGAUGGGACCCUCAAAGACCUCAUUGAGGCCUUGGGAAUAGCUUGUUCAUUAAGGGAAGAUGAAACACUAUUAAUUACUGAGAUAUUCGGUCACUCAAUCCUCCGGAUCCUGAACGACCCUGGUGAUUCAAUUGAGUUGAUCAGAGACUAUGACAAACUUGUUGCCUAUAGAUUGCCCAAAGAUAUGGAUGAAUCUUCUUUGGUUGUGUUUUUGCAUCAAGAGGGCAGAAUGAAGUUUGGCAUCCCUCUCGUGGCAAGGAUACCAAAUCCUUUUGAAGAGUCCGAUUUACGUAAACAAUUUCUUAACCUCAUUAAUCCAUUCUUACUGUCUGGUGAAGAGCUCUUGAAUGAUGAUGCCUCACAAAAGAUUACCCAUGAAGAUGAAUUGAUAGAUGAUGGAUUUUUCGAAGAGGCUUCAAUUUCUAACAACGAAAGUGAUUCAGAUGUUGUAUGUGACUUUGAGUUUUCUUUAGAGAGAAGCUCUUAUGUUCAUUUUAGCCCCAUCAAGUUACAGAUGGAUAUUCCUAUGACCAUGUCAAGUUCUGGUCGGCCAAUCCAAGUGCUUGUUUCUUGGCCAGAGAAAAUGGUUCGGAAUUAUGACACUGCGAUUCUGAGUUUAUUGCCCGAAGUUUGCAGAGGACUCGGUUCCAAGUACACUCAAGAUUCUAUUUCACUGUAUAGUUGUGUUGAUGCGUUCUUGAAGGAGGAGCCUCUUGGACCAGAAGACAUGUGGUAUUGCCCUAAUUGCAAGGAGCAUAGGCAGGCAAGCAAAAAGUUGGAUCUCUGGAGGUUACCAGAGAUUCUCGUCAUUCAUUUAAAAAGAUUUUCGUACACAAGAUUCUUGAAAAACAAGCUGGAAGCCUUUGUGGACUUCCCCAUUGAUGAGUUAGAUCUCUCUAAUUAUGUUAUUCGAAAGAAUAACACAGUUGGCCAUCGUUACACGUUGUUUGCCAUGAGUAACCACUAUGGUGGCAUGGGUGGUGGUCAUUAUACUGCAUUUGCUAAACAUAAGCUUGAUAGAUGGUAUGAGUUUGACGAUGGCCGUGUAAACCCUGUUACUGAGGAGCAGAUAAAGACACAAGCUGCUUAUGUCCUCUUCUACAAGAGAAUAUAG